Molecule: messenger RNA, 1368 nt
Organism: Neurospora hispaniola
Lineage: Eukaryota; Fungi; Ascomycota; Sordariomycetes; Sordariales; Sordariaceae
Exons: 2
Coding region: 294-983 (229 amino acids)
Source: RefSeq, a predicted model, not a curated record
AGGACACUCAUCUCAUCAGCACAAAAUCACCAGGAGAUAUGGUGACUACCGCAACAUGUGAAUUCUUCACAUCAGCUCAUAUCGGCAGGUCAAUGCACAGACCAGAACAACUUUGAUACAAUUUUGAUCUCAUCGAAACCCCAUUACUAUACCUGAACUCAACCAAAGCGUUCUUUUUGGAAAAGAAAAAAAAAAAAAAAAAAAAAAAAAAAACUCAGUCAAAAGAGGUAUCGCGAAAGGCACAUUCCUUUGGGCACAGUUCUCUGUCCCUGUGCCUAUAUCAAGCAGUCAUAAUGUCCUCACACUCGAAUCAUCGACCGGGUGCCCAUUCCACCGGCGGCGGACAGCAUCAACCUCAACCCCCGACACUCCGACCCUCUCAACAAAUUCCGCCUCUCACCAACGUGGCACCGAGCAUGUUUGUCCCUCUCAGAAAAGACGACGUCGAACCACCAUCCGAAGACGAUGAGCCAAGCCAGCGGAUCGCACGCUUGAAGCGCAUUAUCGAGACCAUCGAUUACCACACCGCCGCCGUCAAGGAGAACUACAUAUGGAUGUUUGAGCGGGAGAUGCGUCGGUUCUCUCUUGACGCGGCCGAGCGUGAGGAAGAGUUUAAGCUUCGCGAUCUGCACCCGCCUGGCCCAGCAGAGACGGAAAUCGACGCCGUGUUUGCCAGCAUGGAGAGGCCAGCUCCCGAAGGGAUUGACUACAACGACCCCAACAACCCGUUCAAUGUCAAGCAUCUACCGGAGCUCAACCCGCAGGAGUUCAUGCCACGCGAUGUCUCGCUGAGGGAGAAGGCCAUGAUGGAUAUCCUGACGGUGGUGGAAGCGGGGAAGAAUGAGAUCGAGGCGUACCAGAAUCACAUGAAGGGCUUGAGGAGCACCUACGUCGAACUGCUGGGGAAGGAGCAGGAGAUGCUGCGACAGGCGGCGUUGAGGCCGGAGGAACGGACUCGGGUUCAAGAUGCACCCAUGGGCUGAUGACUAGAUAUAUCAUCACCACAUGCUGCCUGCCAUCAGAGUUUCGACAUGGGUACGAGCUCGUGAGAGGGGUUGAGCAGCAGCCGUGAAGCUAGAGUUCGGUCCCAGAUAGUCGCCAAAUGAACAUGGAGCAGAUCAACUACACUUCUACUUCAAACCGUGCUUUUAAGCAAGGUCAUUUUGGUUGUGAUGAGAUGUGGCAACCGGCGGUAAGAAUCACUGCUCAAAGACGCCCUCGAAAGGGACAUCUAGCGUGUAUCCAUAAACGGAGCCAAAGAAAAUCUAUCUAGGACACAUGAUAGAGGGGAACACUCGUAGAGCGUGCAAAAGCCAUACCCGAAAGCGUGGACAGUUUGCGAACCAAUAUCCCCCUACAAUAAGUGGC